UCUCGUCAAUUAGUAUUUACAUCACCAUGUAUUGAGAAAAGUCCUUGUCAUUUCACUUUGAGUGUUAAAGCAUAAUGUAAUACAAACUGUCGUUUCAAAUGAACAACCGAAUAAACAGCUAAUAAAAACGUUUACAGUUUAAAAACAGCUGUCAUCUCCGUGUCAACUUAGUGACUAAGUUAGUCCUACGCGUUAUUCAUACUACUGCAUAACUAUGGACAAAUCAGAAGUUUUCUUGUGAUAAUUGCAGAUGACAGCCUGAGGUCAUUUACUGGUUCAAAAAGAAUGAAAAUCUUAUGAGGACAAUGUGUGAUGCGGACAGUUGCUCGAUGACCCCACCCCACUCUCCCCUUCCCCUUCUGUAUGAGGACUUCAUGGAACCAUCUCCCCCAAAACUUCUCAGAGGGACACUCGACUGUCAGAAUGGCAACCAUGAUGAUGAAAUUCCUGAGGCUCGGACUGUACCUUGUUUCACAUGUGGCGGAGAAGUGCAUGGGAUUUGUAAGACAUUUUGUCUCCAUGAUAACAGCAUUAUUAAAAAGGGAGCCCUUAAGUGCAUGAUACACCCUAGUCAGGAGCUGUCGCUGAUAUCAAGAGCCGUUGUGAUAGAGCUGUUUGGCUUUCAGUUUGUCAACCAGCUUGCUCUGACAGAACACACCGAGAAACUGUUUCUACUAGCCAAGUCAUGUGUCAGCAGGAUACAGUGUUCUGUUGGGGGAGCAUCAGAGGAAGGUCCCAGAGAGCUCCGGAAACAGCUGCAGGAGUUUCUGGACUACAUCAAACAGUACCUGCUACAUUUCCUGCCAGCAGACGUGAUGAGGAGGGAGGUGUUUAUGACGAGUCUCGUGUCAGAGCUCCAUGGCCUCUUGCUUUACACAGGCCGUCUGUCUGAUGUCCUCCAGUUUGUGCCGCAUUCUGCGCCCCUCUUCUUUGGGAACAAGACUGACAGCAGCCAUCACAAGUUUCACCUUCAGCUGGACCUGUACUGGAGUCUGCUCGACAUCUUCAACAUCAUCUACACCCAGUGUGCAGGUGUGAGUGUGAGACGGCCCCUGUGUGCCGUGAUGGAGGACGCCAUGACAGAUGUCGGGUAUCUGGACCAGCUGAUGCAGCUGGUGUUCUGGGAUCUGCUGUCUGCAGCUGUGGUCAAGUUUAAUAAGAUGACGGUGAGCAGCGACUACCUGCGUGUGUCCCCCUUCACAUGUACCUGCGUGCUGGAGAUGUGGGUGGGGCUGAUUCAUCUCGCCUCCCACCGACACAAGGCCCUGGGAGAGGAGUCCUUCUGGGUACGCUUCUAUGGUAUCAUACAGGAAGUUUGUGAUGUGAAGGAGCAGGCAGAAGCUGGAACACAAGUUUACGACAGUGAUGUGUUCGUCAACCCCCCGGGCCCCCGGCCCAAGAACCCGGUUGGGUUCAGUCUCUGGGUCAUCACACAUGUCGCACAUCUCUUCACCAUCGAUGAAGCUGGUCAGCAGCGGACUCUGGAGCCAACACAGAGCAACUAUUUCAUCAUGAAGAAUAUCUUGCAGAAGAACCUGUCUUCAUCUAGCGUGACGGAGCCAGAGAUGCGGAGCUACCUACUGUGCUGCCUGACUGUGGCCAGACUGUGGGGACCAGAGACUUCACUCAUAGCACUCCUGUGGGACCACUUUUACCGUAAACUGAAUAACUCGUUCCAAGUGUCAUCAACAAGCCUGGAUGGACUGGCCCAGAUCAGCAAAACUUCCAAAACAUUGCUGACUCAGUGUGAGAAAUGGUGCAGGGAGAGGAGAGCCUGGAGAAAGAGAGCAGCUUCCAUCUGUUCCUGUCUUUGACGGCCACUCAGAUCUCCCGCCUCAUGAAGUCAGGAGCAGUGCAGGAAUGGCGACAGAUGAAGGGGAGAUUCUGCUCCAAGUUCCACCAGCGGCGGCGGAUGCAGGAGCUGUCGGAGAUGGGUCUGUACAACUUCACCUGCCUCUUCCUCACCCUGGCCAGUGUCACAGAACUGGAG
Messenger RNA from Haliotis rubra (blacklip abalone), 1990 nucleotides. Its product is annotated as protein MMS22-like. The transcript is spliced from 18 exons. The coding region runs from base 297 to 1814 and encodes 505 amino acids. The record is from RefSeq and is a predicted model, not a curated record. Gene Ontology annotation, biological process: double-strand break repair via homologous recombination; replication fork processing. NCBI's taxonomy places the organism in Eukaryota, Metazoa, Mollusca, Gastropoda, Lepetellida, Haliotidae. Gene Ontology annotation, cellular component: nuclear replication fork.